Messenger RNA from Mirounga angustirostris (Northern elephant seal), 4114 nucleotides. Its product is annotated as zinc finger protein 573. The transcript is spliced from 7 exons. Gene Ontology annotation, cellular component: nucleus. NCBI's taxonomy places the organism in Eukaryota, Metazoa, Chordata, Mammalia, Carnivora, Phocidae. Bases 1745 to 3802 code for a protein of 685 amino acids. Gene Ontology annotation, molecular function: RNA polymerase II cis-regulatory region sequence-specific DNA binding; DNA-binding transcription activator activity, RNA polymerase II-specific. The record is from RefSeq and is a predicted model, not a curated record. Gene Ontology annotation, biological process: regulation of transcription by RNA polymerase II.
UCAGAGGGAGAAGCAGACUCCCUGCCGAGCAGGGAGCCCGAUGCGGGACUCGAUCCCGGGACUCCAGGAUCAUGACCUGAGCCGAAGGCAGUCGCUUAACCGACUGAGCCACCCAGGCGCCCAAUUUUCCUGUUUUUGAUGAUGUGAAAAAUUAAUGUUCAGGGUUAUGGAAAUGUUUAAUGAUGAACCCAUAUGGUUGACUAUUAUGCAGCUGAUAAGAUUAUGUUUAUACAGGGGUAUCUGGGUGGCUCAGUCGGUUAAGCGUCCCACUCUUGGUUUUGGCUCAUUAUCUGGGGGUGGUAAGAUGGAGCCCCUAGUACAGCUCCCGACUCAGGGGGGAGUCAGUUUGGGAUUCUUUUCUUCUCCCUCUGGCCCUCCCCCAUUCAUGCACAUGCUCUUUCUCUCUAAAAUAAAUCUUUAAAAAAAAAAGAUUAUGUUUAUAGAGUUAGACUUAAGAAGAAAAUGUACACUCUAUAAUGUUAAGCAAUAUUCAUAUUUAUCAACAGUAAUACCCUGGAAAAUUUUAAAUUAAAUAUGAAUCCCACUUAAGAAGGUAUUACUGUGAGAAGUUUUCCAAGGAGUGCAUCAUAAAUAUUUUAACUGUUUAUUGAGGAAGGGUAGUGGUGUAGCUACAUUUAUCAAGCAUCUAUUGUCUAUCAAACACUCUUCUACCUUUAUUACAUUCUAUGAUGCAAUCUGCAAGUGCCACUUACCUGUAUUGUGUUCAUUUUCAGUAGAAUCUUAGUAAUGAAAGUGUUGGGGAGAUAUAACCAAAGGAUAUCCAAGGACUAGGUGUAAUUUGUUUCCCUUGUAAUAAUUGCCCAUGUCAUGCGUAGAGUUCAGGUUUCAUAAAUACAAGAAUGAACAACCUGUUCCUGUUUUUUCUCUAUGAUUUUUUAAAAAGAUUUUAUUUAUUUAUUGAGAGAGUGCGUGCACGAGCAUGAGUGAGGUAGGGGAUGGGCAGAGGGCAAGGGAGAGAGAAUCUCAAGCAGACUCCGAACUGAGGGCAGAGCCCUACCCAGGGCUUGAUCUCACGACUUGAGAUCACGACCUGAGCUGAAAUCAAGACUCGGUUGCUCAACUGACUGAGCUGCUCUCUGUGACAUUUUAACAUUAGUCAUAUGUUGAAAUGUCUUUGAAAUAUUUUGAAAUACCUUAUAUUCUGGUGAUGGCAUUAAUGAAGGCUUGUUGUAAAACAUGCAGUAUCCUAAGGAACUUCUGAUAAAGAAAUAUAAACUACUCUCAUUCCCAUCACCCAGAGUUAUGCUAUUAAUAUUUUUUCCAUUUAGUAUAUAUGUAUUGUUUUGUUUUGAAGAGUAUGAUCACAUUAAGUGUAAGAGUCAAACCAUAAAGAAAUAAGAAUCUGAGUUUACAAAAAGAGUCCAUGAGUUUUAUUAUUUUUUUAAAAAAAGAUUUUAUUUAUUUAUUUGACAGAGAGAGAGAGCACAAGCAGGAGGAGUGGCAGGCAGAGGCAGAGGGAGAAGCAGGCUCCCGGCAGAGCAGGGAGCCCAACGUGGGACUCGAUCCCAGGACCCUGGGAUCAUGACCUGAGCCAAAGGCAGUGGCUUAACCAACUGAGCCAACCAGGCGCCCAGUCCAUGAGUUUUAUUAUAUGUGCAUUUCUGGAUUCUCUUGUUUUUCUCCAGUAGAGAAACCCCAAGGAAGACUGAUCAGUUUUUGCAGAUAGCAAACCAUGACAUAUAGUGACUGUGCCAGCUUGCAUACCCACUUUUGAAUUAUACUGAUGAUAUUACUCAAGGAUUGUCCAAGAAAUGCUCUGGAUUCUCUGGAAUUUGAAUUGUUUUCAAUGGAGGAACACCAAGGAGCACUGAUCAGGUCUUAUAUUUCUAAAACCAUGACCUGUUUUCAGGAAUUAGUGACAUUCAGGGAUGUGGCCAUAGACUUCUCUCGGCAGGAGUGGGAAUACCUGGACCCUAUUCAGAGGGACUUGUACAGGGAUGUGAUGUUGGAGAACUAUAGAAACUUGGUCUCAUUGGCAGGACAUUCCAUUUCUAAGCCAGAUGUGGUUGACUUAUUGGAGCAAGGAAAAGAGCCCUGGAUGAUUUUGAGGGAAGAAACACAAAGACAGUACACAGAUUUGGAUUUACAUUGUGAGGUAAUCAGCUAUGUAGAAAUGCCCACUUAUGAGAAAGAUAUAUCUUCUACACAACAUCAGAGCACAUACAACAGCGAGAAACUCUAUGAAUGUAAGAAAUGUCAGAAGAAAUUUAGUAGUGGCUAUCAAUUUAUUCUACAUCACAGGUUUCAUAUUGGUGGAAGACCCUAUGAAUGCAAGGACUGUGGGAAGAACUUUCGUAGUGGCUAUCAACUUACCCUACAUCAGAGAUUUCAUACUGGUGAGAAACCCUAUGAAUGUACAGAAUGCGGGAAGAACUUUAAAAGUGGUUAUCAACUUACUGUACAUCAGAGAUUUCACACUGGUGAGAAAACCUAUGAAUGUAGGGAAUGUGGGAAGGCCUUUAUUUAUGCCUCACACAUUGUUCAGCAUGAGAGAAUCCACACUGGAGGGAGGCCUUAUGAAUGUCAGGAAUGUGGGAAGGCCUUUAGUCAAGGUGGACACCUUAGAAUUCAUCAAAGAAUUCAUACCGGUGAGAAACCCUAUAAAUGUCAAGAAUGUGGGAAGGCUUUUAGUAGGCGCUCAAACCUUGUUGAACAUGGGCAAAUCCAUACCGAUGAGAAACCUUAUGUAUGUGAGAAAUGUGGGAAGGCCUUUAAAAGAGGUCAUCAGCUUACUGUACAUCAGAGUGUUCAUACUGGUAAAAAACCAUAUGAAUGUAAAGAAUGUGGGAAGGGCUAUACCACUGCCUCAUACCUUAUUCUACAUCAGAGAAUUCAUAAAGGCGGGAAACCAUAUGAAUGUAAGGAAUGUAAGAAAACCUUUACCUUGUAUAGAAAUCUUACUCGACAUCAGCGUAUUCACACUGGUGAGAAACUUUUUGAAUGUAGGCAGUGUGGGAAGGCCUAUAGUACUGCCUCAAAACUUUUUCAACAUCAGAAAACUCACACUGGUGAGAAGCCCCAUGAAUGUAAGGAAUGUGGAAAGGCUUUUAGCUUAUAUGGAUACCUUCAUCAACAUCAGAAAAUUCAUACUGGUGUGAAACACUUUGAAUGUAAGGAGUGUAAAAAAACCUUUACUUUAUAUAGAAAUCUUACUCGACAUCAGAGUAUUCAUACUGGUAAGAAACUUUUUGAAUGUCAAGAAUGUGGGAAGGCCUAUAGUACCGCCUCAAAUCUUGUUCAACAUCAGAAAACUCAUAGUGGUGAGAAACCCUAUGAAUGUAAAGAGUGUGGAAAGACCUUUAGCUUGCAUGGAUAUCUUAGUCAACAUCAGAAAAUCCAUACUGGUGUGAAACCCUAUGAGUGUAAGAUAUGUAGGAAAACCUUUACUUUCUAUAGAAACCUUACCCUACACCAGAGUAUUCAUACUGACGAGAAACCUUUUAAAUGUAAGGAAUGUGGGAAGACCUUUAGACGUAGUUCACACCUUACCGCACAUCAGAGUAUUCAUGCUGAUAAGAAACCCUAUGAAUGUAAGAAAUGUGGGAAGUCCUUUAAAAUGUAUGGAUAUCUUACACAACAUCAGAAAAUUCAUACUGGUGGGAAACCCUAUGACUGUAAGGAAUGUGGGAAGGCCUUUAGUCGUGCUUCAAACCUUGUUCAACAUGAGAGAAUUCAUACUGGUGAAAAACCCUAUGUGUGUAAAAAGUGUGGGAAAGCCUUCAGAUAUGGUUCAGCCCUUAAAGUACAUCAGGGAAUGCAUUCUAAGAACAUAGGAAUGUGACAAUGCCUUUAGGCAUGGCCCAGACUUUUUUAACAUCAGGCAGUUCACACUGGUGAGAAAUUGAAUAUUAGUCUUUAUACGUAUGUCUUCACCAGGUGAGAGAAUUCAUAAUGUAGUUCUUAUCACUUUAUGAAGAUGUCAGUGUCACUCCCCUUUUAAUGGAAUGUUUGACUUUAAACAAUAGCAAAUUAAACCCUGAAUAGCCAAAGCAAUCUUGAAAAAGAAGAAUAAAACUGGAAGUAUCAUGAUCCCAGACUUCAAGAUAUACUACAAAGCUGUAGUAAUCAAAACAGUGUGGUACUGGCAUAAAAA